Messenger RNA from Podarcis lilfordi (Lilford's wall lizard), 13727 nucleotides. The record is from the annotation of a GenBank genome assembly. Lineage: Eukaryota; Metazoa; Chordata; Lepidosauria; Squamata; Lacertidae.
AGAAACCGUCCCCCUUUUAAAUGUUUGAACUCGGGGCGCGAGGACAGAGCUGGGCUGCGCCUGCGCGUCCUUGGCUUUGCCUCAGUCCCCAUCAGAAACUGCUUUUUUCACAGCCUCCUUUAUUUGGGCGGCUUUGUUUUGUGAUUUGGGUCUGAGGCGGAGAAAGUGCGUGGAGGAAUUUUCGGGCGAGGGGCAGCCAGAGCAGGGCUUGGUACCUUCGUAGAGACCUGAGGAAGUUGGGGGGUCGACUUCUGAGAGAAAAGGGGUGCUUUAGGUCCCCCUUCAAAAUACCAGGGGUGCUUUUGACCCCUUCCUAACACAAAAAGCAGCUUUUUUUUGUUUUACUGACAAUGAGAAGAAGAAAUUAACCAACCUGCUUAUCCCAUCAAGAGAAGGAGAGGGAUGCUUAAACUCUCUGUUUAAGAAGCGACUCAUUGACACAAAGGGUUGUGGGUGGGUUGCGCUAGAAUAAUUUGCUGAGCCCUUCUGAAAAUAAAAAGACCCACAAAAAAGAAGGAAGGAAGGAAGGAAGGAGAAGAAAGAAAAAGAAAGAAAGAAAGAAAGAAAGAAAAAGAAAGAAGCCUGAGGGAAAGGAUACUUCAUUUUCUACUCUGGUCACAUCCCCAAAGGAAGAGGGGCCCUGGGCAGAAGUUUGGAUGGUAAUAUCCAGAAGAUAAGAGCAAGAGUUAAAGCGGAGAGCCAUUGCUCACACACCCCACACAAGAAGUACUCUGACCCCCAUAACAAGAGGGGAAUAAAAAUUGUGAAUAGGACGUAGUUUUCUGUGACGAGAGGGCGAGCACAGAUUAUGGGUCCCAUGACAUGAAGAUGCAGCUGUGGUCCUUUUAUAAGAGUGGAGUUCAUAGGGAAAAGUUUGGCCACGGACACACAUGACCAAGAACAGCACAAAACAGGAGGUGCUUUGACUCCUGAUGAAAGAGAGCCACAGAUACAGAUGGAUAGGCCAUUUGACCCAACCCAUGCCAAGAGGGAGAGAGCUGUAAACCCCCCCAUGAUAACUGGGACUAAUACAACUACAUGAGAAGCAAAGGAUAAUAAAGAGGGAAUCUGGCCGCAAGAGAAGCCCAGCGUUAAAAGAGGGCCUAAGUGAAUAUACAAUACUCCUUGGAGACAGUGGUGUUUCAUCAUGGAGAAUGACCACACCACCAUGCUGUUUUUGAUUAUGGGAGGUGGCACCUUGUUGCUGGCAACUGAGGUCAGGGCAGUGACUCGCAGCCUUGUGGGCCAUCUAGAGCUGCAGCUCUUCCUGCUGGAGAUGUUGGCCACUUUCCAGUUGUGUGCUUGCUUUGGUAUGCUGCAUCCUCUGGCUCAGCUGGAGAACCAUACCCAGCUCUAUCUUGGCCACCUUUAUUCUUUCCUCACUAUGCAUUUCCUCUUGACCUUAAGUGAGAGCAUAAGCAAUCCCACCUGCAUCCUGCUAGACAUCUUGCAGAAGGGCAUCUCAAUGAAGCAAGGCGGGCUGAAGAUUGUGGCCCAGUUCAUUGGGGCCUUUCUAGCCAAACUGUACCAAAAUGCUGUCUGGUUUGUAGGGAUCAGCAAUUUAUUCCCUCAUCCCCAGGAAUGUAGCAAUCCUCUCAAGACGUAUUUUUUAAAGGCCCUUUGCACAGAGCUUGUAACCUCCAUCACAUUCCAGUUUACUGUGCUGGAGUCGCAAUCGCAAGAGAUCCGUGUCAGAGCUAAUGUGCUUUCCCUCACCAUCACCUCGCUGGUGUAUGCAGGUCUGUUGCCCCUUCUGUCUCUUGUCUGAAAAAACGGCUGGCAAGGUUAUAUGUGUGAAACAUAUACAGUACUUACCAUCUAAGGAGUUGUCAAGGUGGGAAUAUGUCUGAACAAUCACCAUAAAAAGAUGGCCUGUGGCAAGGUAAAGGGGACUCCUGACCGUUAGGUCCAGUCGUGACCGACUCUAGGGUUGCGGUGCUCAUCUUGCUUUACUGGCUGAGGGAGCCGGCGUACAGCUUCCGGGUCGUGUGGCCAGCAUGACUAAGCCGCUUCUGGCGAACCAGAGCAGCUCACAGAAACACCGUUUACCUUCCCGCUGGAGUGGUACCUAUUUAUCUACUUGCACUUUGACAUGCUUUCGAACUGCUAGGUGGGCAGGAGCAGGGACCGAGCAAUGGGAGCUCACCCUGUUGCGGGGAUUUGAACCGCUGACCUUCCGAUCGGCAAGCCCUAGGCUCUGUGGUUUAGACUACAGCGUGCUACCCCUAAUCUUCUUUCACGUGUCCCCUGCUGAUUGUCUCUGUCCCUGCUUCCUCAAGUUAUAGAAUCUUAGAGUUGGAAGGGACCAAGGGUCAUCUAGUCCAACCCUAGUCCCAUAUAGCCACACUCUUUUGUGUGUUUGUUGUUCACCUCUAUAUGCUCACAUGAUCAUGGGGUUGAAGCAAUGCCCUAUGGAGAAAAGUUACAACAUUUAGGGCUCUGGGGGAGGCAAUUAAGGGCAGACAUGAUAGACAUGUAAAUAAUGAUGCAAGGUGUGGAAAAAGUGGACGGAGAUGCUUUUCUCCCUCUCAUAAUAUUGGAACCUGUGGUCAUCUGAGAAAACUGAAUCCCACUUUAAAGUUACCCACCCAUCACUACAUCUUAUGGUAGUGAAUUUCAUAGUUUGUGCUGUAUGAAGAAGUAUUCCUUUCUCCUGAAUCUUCCAGCAUUCAACUUGGUUGGAUGUUCCUGAGUUCUAGCAUUAUGAGAGCAUGAGAAACACUUUUUAUAUCCACUUUCUCCAUGCCAUGUAUAAUUUUAUACACCUCUUAUCAAGGGACCAUUUAGCCCUUUUUUCUAAACUAAAAAGACCCAAAUGUUGUAACCUUUUAUCACAGGGGAGCUUUUCCGGCAGCCUCCUGAUAAUUUGAGUGGCUCUCUCCUACAUGUUUUUCCAUGUUCUCCUGUUUCCAUAGUGGUUUGCACAUGUCUCUGGGAAAGUGUCAUAGAAUGAAUCUAGCUAGGCAUGGAAAAUCAUAUAUAGAGAUGGGAAACCCCACACACUUUCAAAGUGGCUUGGCUUCAUUUAGCUUUUUAAAUAUUUUUUGAACGUUGAAAAAACUGACAUAUUGUAACUUUUUGCAACUUUGGCAGCAAGAGCUACAAAUGUUUUUAUCAUGGUUCUUGAAGAAUCUAAUUUCUUUUAACAGGUCAGAAGGCUGAUAGAAACAUACUGCUAUUAGUUUAAAUGAAGGGACCAAUUCAUACAACAUAUUUUCUGUUGGUGUGAACAAUCCUAAUUGUCUUCAAGAUCAUGACACAAUUUAAUGAAUGAACUGGGCAAUCAUUAAUAUGCUCGGAAAAAUUAUUGUCACUGAGACAUUUCUCCUAGCCACUAUAAUUAAGGGAAUUGUCCAUAUCUGUGAUUGCUAGUUCAUACAUGGUCUAAACCACUGAGCCUCUUGGGCUUGCCGAUGAGAAGGUCGGCGGUUCGAAUCCCCACGAUAGGGUGAGCGCCCAUUGCUCAGUCCCAGCUCCUGCCAACCUAGCAGUUCAAAAGCACACCAAAAAAAGAAAAGAAAAAAAGUGCAAGUAGAUAAAUAGUUACCGCUCUGGCGGGAAGGUAAACAACGUUUCUGUGUGCUGCUCUGGUUUCAGAAGCGGCUUAGUAACGCUGACCACAUGACCCGGAAAAACUGUCUGCGGACAAACGCCGGCUCCCUCGGCUAAUAAGCAAGAUGAGUGCCGCAACCCCAGAGUUAUCCGCGACUGAACUUAACUGUCAGGGGUCCUUUACCUUUACCUUUUUUAUGAUGUAUGAAUUGAAUACCCAGUGAUGGUGGAGACCUCUCAUCAUCAAAAAUGUAUCAUGAAAAUGUGAAGUCUCUGUCACUUUGAUGGAAAAUCCUGUACAUGGUGAAAUGGGUGAAUCUCAAAAGGUCAGAAAUUAUAUGAAAAAACUUACGUCACAAUUAUUGUUAAUUUUACUGGGGCAGGGAAGGAAAUACAAAGCUGGUUGAUUUAUUAGGGACUGAGGCUGCAAUCUUAUACUGUACCUGCUUAAUGGGGAGUAAGCUCCAUUUAACUCAAUGGGAUGAAGCCCUAUGCCAGCAGCUAGCCAGUUCAGGCACUGGCCGAGUGCCCCAGGGACUUGGAAAGGUCUCUCACUGUCCUGAACCAACCACACUUCCAUUCACCACGUUUCCUGCCAGGCAUCCAAUGCUUUUCAGUGGUGCCACUUUUGAAUGGGAGCCAAGUGCAAUUUAAUUUCAUUUAUUUUCAUUUAUUAGACUUAUUAGUCACUUGUCACCCCAAAGUGGUCUCCAAGCACCUUACAGCAUAAAAAGGAUAUGCAGUACAUAAGAACAUAGGGGAAAAUCAGGGGUGGGGAUCAUAUAAUACCUUAGUAUUUCAUAUAACAUCCGGGGGGGGGGGGGACACCACCAGCCGCAUAAAUAGAGGUGAACAACAUUACCAAUACUCAAAUAAUAAAACAAUACUCUAACCCACUGAUUAGCAAAUAAAUAAAAUCUUAACCUCCCCCUUCUCCAAAAAGCAUUCACAUUGAAGCAACAUUCCCCGCCCCAUUUAACCUCCAGCUGUUACAUAUCCAUGGUGAGUGGGUCCAUUGUCCCCCAAGAAUGGUCCAGCCUCUCUCCCCUCCCUCUAGGGGAGAGGAGCAGCAAAGCAAGAAGAUGGUAACAAAAGUAUUGCCUGCUUUGCAGUUGACCCUCUGCUGUUGGCGGGGAUGCUGUUUCCAUCUGCAGUGGCUAUCCACCAAUUUAAGUUAUCCAAAAUGCCAUGCCCAGGCUCCAUGGGCGUAGCUGUGGGGAGGCGGGGGCAGCUGCCCCCCCAAUCAAAUACUUAACUAAGUGACCAAUUGCAUUGCAGAUAACUCGGUUCUGCCCCCCCAAAAGCUUUCCCCCCUAAAAUAAAUCCUGGCUACGCCCAUGCCUGGUUCCCAGUAAGAUGGCAGGUGAUCAGUGGUCACUGACCACCGUGGAAAGGAGCCAGGCAUGAUCUGCACUGGCUACCAAUUAGUUUCCGGGCCCAAUUCAAAGUGCUGGUUUUGACCUAUAACGCCUUAAACGGCUCAGGACCACAGUACUUCAAGGCUUGCCUCUUUUAACAUGAACCUCUCCGGACCCUGAGAUCAUCUUCUGAGGCCCUUCUUCAUGUGCCUCCUCCCUGAGAGGUCCGGAGGGUGGCAACACAAGAACGGGCCUUCUCUCCAGUGGCUCCCCAUCUGUAGAAUGCUCUCCUCAGGAAAGUUCGCCUGGAGCCUUCAUUAUACACUUUUGGGUGCCAGGCAAAAACAUUCCUUUUUAACUUGGCCUUUGGUUGACCUGAUUGGCAUCCUAUGCCCUUUUAAAAUGUGGGGUUUCUUGGGGGGGUGUUAUUGAGUUGUUGUUUUGAUUAUAUAUUUUGUAGUUUUAUAUUUUGAUUUUGUUAUGUGAACUGCCGUGAGAUCUCCGGGUAUAGAAAUUCUAUUAUUAUUAUUAUUAUUAUUAUUAAACCUCCCAUUCAAAAGCUCCACGGCUGAAGCCUAUCCAGCGACCAGGUGGCAGAAGAAGAAUGUGAGUGCUGCCACUCUGUGGCCCAACCAGGGCAAAGAACCAGCCCUCCUUGCGGGGCUGGAAGGCCCAUCACUGGCCCAGAAGUGCAAAACUAGCCCUGAGCGUUUGCUCAGAACAUAGAACACCUCUGAGGUCAUCCAGCCUUGUCAUAUGUAAUAUCUGGAUAAAAGGAAACAUAAUAUAACAGAAAUUUCGUUUUGCUAUCUGAAAAAGGGACAUAUUCUAGGAUUUAUAGGGCAGUGCUGUUCUGAAGGACGGAGGAGCAGGAAAGGAAAAUAAGAGAUGGGAUUUUAACGCCUGAUCCACAGAGGCGCAUUUCCGAUGUUUCUAAAACAAGCGCCGCAAUACACUCUCGUGUUUCUGCUGCAACAGACUAACAAGGCUUCCCCUCUGGGAUUUAUGUACUAAACUAAGCUUCUAGUCGGCCUUGCUUGUUUCUAUGUUAGCCCAUGCAGGUUAAUUGUAUUAGAUCGCACAAGGUAUUCACCCCGAGGGGUCAGAGGAAGCCCAGCCCGGCUCCUCUCAGCGACGCGUCGUCCCUAUGUGGGGAAGGGACGAGCGCGGACGGGCCCGGGCCACCUGUUGCCCCUCCUUCUCGGGGAGACGGGUCCACCUCCUCCCCCAGCCUUCCCGCGACCCUAUAGGGGACCAGAGUCUCACGCACGCCUGGCCUGACCCUGCCCAUCCCGCCAGGAGGCGGCGGCUAGGCUUCGAGCGAGCCGCUUUGCAGACACAAUCCGGCCUUCUCAGCAGCGGCUGCUGCUGCUGCUGCUCUUGCAAAGCUGGAAGCUGCUGUUUCACUCGGCUGGUGCUGACUGCGGAGCGGCGUCGGCGGUGCUCCAUCUGUCGCCCCAGCUGCGGCGACCCGGGAGAAGCUUGUGGGCAGGUAGCAGAACGCAGCCCUCUGGCAGCGGGCUGGGAAAAGCUGAGCGGAGGUGCUACGGAGAAGUGGCAUGGGACUAACGUGCCCUUGGACCAGUUCAGUUGCCUGGGGAUCAUGAGCACAAAAGAGAAGAAUUGGGAGAAAUAGAGCUGGGAGCUCUGAGAUUCAUAGAGAAGGAAUGUGAUUUAGAAUCUGUUAACAGCAUUGAAGGAGCUGUGGGGCCCGUCCCUGCCCAUUUAGGACGCCAGCAAAGCAGGACAAGGAGCCAAAUUCACCCCUACCCCUGCAAUCAAACUUGGAAUCACAACGAUUUUUGCCUAGAGUCAGAGAGAGUGGGAAAAUUAAGCACUGAAUAUGAAACCAGUGGUGGUGGCGGAAGAAUUGGGUUGGCAACAGCAAGACUGGGCAGUCAAUGGAGAAAUCAUGGCAGGGUUAGGAGAAAGUUGACCCUGCUGUGGGGACAGGCAAAGUGGAGCACUGGUAUCUGCUGACAUUUUAUGGAUAUCUGCAGGGGAACUGAAACCCCAACAGGGCUGAGGAGGCAGGAGGCACUGUCAAGUCCUCAGAGCGCAAAAGGGAGUAGAAGUGAGGAGAGUUGAGUAGGACAGAAAGCUGUGGUUGUCCCUAAGGAGGUGGAACAGAACAGGGAGAAGUGACUUUAUUGAUUUCUGCUGCAGGAACUUCAGAUCUUUUUAUCAUGGAUGUCAGUGAAGCCUGCAUCUCACUGUUUGUGAUGGCAGUUACAAUGAUGGUCACGGCUGGCUGCAGGCGACUGGUCAAGCAGUCUCAUAAGUCAAAUAUCCUCUGCUUCUUCCUUGAGUUAACCGGCAUCUUCCAGAUCUGUGCCUGUACCCAUGAGAUUUGUCUACUGGCUGAUUUGCCACCCAAACCUCAUGUGGCACUUGCCCUCACUUACGUUAUCACUGCUCUUCAUGGUUUGACUUUGCCUGGCAGCAUCAACAACCCCUCCAGCAGCUUUCAACUUUUCUGCAAGGGUAGGAUCACAGCCAAGACUUGGUGGCUACAGACUUCAGCUCAGUUCACUGGAGCAGUAUUGGCUCAUCUUUACAUCAAAUUAAUCUGGAUGUUGGGGAUGACAUCAGUGCACUUAAAGACAGCAGCGGAGAAUUGUAGUACCCCAAUUCAAACUACCUUAGCAAAAGCUUUUGUCCUAGAACUCCUAUUCUCUUUACUGCUGCAUCUGACCUUACAGACCUUUGAAUCAAUGAAUCCCAACACAAAGGUCCACCUAAUUGCCAUGCUGAUUACCAUUAUGGUAUAUGAAGGUUUGUUAUCCUCUUCCCUCUUUUGUUAUUAUCUCAGGCUGUAAAUAGACUUUGAAUGUUAAGUAUUGCCUUACACAAUUGGUUUUAUACUGCUUAUCUACAUUGGACUUUAUUGCCUCUAAUAAUCUCCUGCAAAAGCACUACCAAGGCUUUGUGCCCACCUAAAGUAGUUCUAUAUCUAAUUUAAAAACUUUUGUCUCCCUUGUGGGAAUGUUGUCUAAAUUGAACCACAGAAUGUCUGCACAUUGCAUAGAACCAGAAGGGUAUUCUUGGAAUACAUUCUUACUAUAUACCAGUGUGCUAGUUACUCCUGUUGGGCUUCAUGGGUGCUAAGUGUGAACUGAGCUUAUGAUGCAAAACCCGUAUAGGACUUUACUGAACAGUGCAUGGAAGGUUCAGUAGUGGUGCACAAGCUGUCCUUCUGAUCAGUUUGCCUGCCAUUACUAAUACUGUCAUUUAAUAUGUUUAAAGCACAUUCAUUUCCUUGAAGAAUUCUGAGCACUGUAGUUUUACCCUUCAGAGUUACAACUCCCAGCAACCCUUAAACUACAGUGCCCACAAUUCUUUGGAAGAGAAAUGUGCUUCAAAUGUGUUUUAAAGGUAUAUUGUGCAUGUAGACUUUUAUCUUUCGUAUGAAUCCAGAGUUGCUAGGAAUGUGCUACUAACUAGACAGUCACAGGAGCCAACUCCUAGGAACCAAUGACUCUCCCCCCCCCCAGUAAAAUAUUUGAGGGGGAUGGGCCUCCCAAAGUUGAUGGGCAUUGCCAUUCAAAUGGUGUGUGUUGUGCUGCGUCAUGUGAUUGAUUAUGUGGGGCAGGUAAGCCCCACAUAUUUUAUUCAAGUGGACAGUCGUAUGCCGAGAGGCCAGGUGUUUUGCUGCAUUGCUUCCUGUGUGCUUGCACAUUUCCCCUAAAAUAAGGACAGAGAUCUCUUACCUCAGGAGAAUGGAGUUUAGCCUAUGACUGUAAUGCUUCCAAGGUAACUGUACAUUUUGCUCCUUCUCCUUGCUUUCAUGCUAUUAUUUCCUUGCAUGAAGCAGACAGUACAUUCUCUUUGGUUGCUUUAGCAUUUUUAUUUGGUUUCAGGUUCUGUUAUUGGCUAGCAGCCUCUUCCCUAACAGGAGAAUGGAGUUUUGGCUUUGGUUGUGACUUUGCCGUUAAAGUUACUUUAAUGGGAAUCUAAAUUGAAUCUAUUUCACCAUGAUUCCAGUUUUAUUUAUAAAUACAACAUUUCAUUAAGAAUAAUUUAUAGUAUUGGAGUACAAUUUGUUUCAUCUAGUCCGGCAUUGUCUACUGAGUAGACUGACUGGCAGUAACCUUACAGUCUGAAAUUGCAGGUUGGGGUCCUGACCCAAGCCUUUCAGGAAUCAGGCAUACAAAAACAGCAGAGGCAAAACACAUCAGCAACACAUGCAGGUGCAUGGUCCUGUGAAAGACCCAAGAACAAUACAAAAUUACAGUGACAUUCUCAAGGAAUUGAUCCAAAAUCCUUAUUUAUACCCUGGGAGACUGCCACUGCUCUGUGCAGCACAUGCAUUUUAAUGUGACAAAGCAUUAAUUGAAGACUGUCAUCUCUCACAACAGACCCAAAGCUGUUUUCUUUCUGGCAGCCACUUUUGCUGAAUCGUUCAGUUUGCUAGAGCCUUUUACUCUCUGUUAUGCAAUGAAUAUGGCAAAAUGAUAGAAAUAAUGAUCUAUGCACUACACAGCUGACUCAGGAGCAGCUGGAAACAAUUUUGUGAUGUACUAGUGAUCAGAAAUAAAGGUGGCUACAGAUUUUAUAUAACAAAAAUGACUCCAGAUCUUCCCUGGAUUGGUGCCAAUAUCAUGAGAGAGCAAUUUUCUAGUUUCAUUGCCGGCUUUGAAAUUUUCUUACUGAGCACUUACAAGUGUUUAACAUCCAUUAUCUCAGUAGCUCCUGCAACAGUCUUGCGAGAAUGGCCAGUAUAUCAGUCUCAUGUUGCAUGCAUGUAUAUUAGCAGCAUGGAGUGGGUUAAAGCUGAGUCUGAGCGAUAGAGGUUUGCCUUAGGCAUUCCCAACUAAAACAAAAUUUGGACCAGUAACUGUCUAGCUUCAUUCUUUGGAGUGUUGGCUUUGGACCUGGGAAAUCAUAGGUCAAAUCCCAUAUUCACUUUAUUAAGGUAGUUUCUAAGGUCAAUUUCCCAUUUAUAAUACAGUGGUACCUCGGGUUACAUACGUGUCAUGUUACAUACGCUUCAGGUUACAGACUCCGCUAACCCAGAAAUAUUACCUCGAGUUAAGAACUUUGCUUCAGGAUGAGAACAGAAAUUGUACAGCGGCGGCACAGCAGCAGCAGGAGGCCCCAUUAGCUAAAGUAGGUGCUUCAGGUUAAGAACAGUUUCAGGUUAAGAACAGACCUCCAGAAUGAAUUAAGUUCUUAACCCGAGGUACCACUGUACAGGUUAAGCAAUUCCAUAUCUCACACAGAUACUAUCUAAGGGUUAAUGAGAGGAUUUGUACAGCAUAGAAGUAUUCUCAUUUAUUAUUAACCUUCUCCAUACAAAGUUCAGAAGUAAAAAAAAAAAAGCAAAUGUUACUGAGGAUAUUGUUAGCAAAACAAAAAGCCAACCUUUGGAAUUUCAGAGAUUCUGCUUCCUUCAGGAGAUGGUUCAGAAACCUCAUGGUAGCUAAUGUAUGCAAGAACUAUUGUCCUGAUCUUGAGGUACUGAUCUGGUUUUGCAGCAUCAGUUUAGUUUAGGCUACUGAACAUUGAAAUACUUCUACCACCCAUGGAAGGUCCUAGGUUCAACUCACAGUUCAUCCAGUUAAGAUAAACAAGGUUGCAGAGAGCACAUAAUACUGGGCUGCAAUACAUGACUGUUUGGACCAGAUAUUGAGUAAUGAUGAAUAUUAGUACUAUUAACAGUAGAUGAUCACACUAUCAGGAAUUUAAUUCUAUCUGACAUUAUGAGUAGAAAGAUAUCCCAUACUAUCAAUUCUAACACUAGACACUAAAAGUUACAGGAAACAAAUCUUUACAGGAAGGAAAUAACUUUCUGCUUUUUCUUUCAUAGGAGGACAUCUCACAGGAGCCAUAUUUAACCCAGCUCUGGCUUUUUCUUUGCACAUAAGUUGUUUCGCUGAGCCUGAGAAAUUUUGGAAUUAUUUAUUGGUAUACUGGGUUGCACCAUGCAUAGGUAAAUAUUUUUAUAUUUUAUUAGGAUGAACUAGUACUCCUAACUAACUACGGAUAUAGAGCAGGCAUAUUCAAAUUCGGCCCGCCAGAUGUUUUGGGCCUACAAUUCCCAUCAUCCUUGACCACUGGUCCUGUUAGCUAGGGAUCAUGGGAGUUGUAGUCCCAAAACAUCUGGAGGGCCGAGUUUGCCUAUGCCUGAUAUGGCCUUCACUAGAAUACAGCUUUGGUUAAGUAUGGCAGCCUCUUAAGUAUGGCAUACUUUUUCUGCCUGCUGCCUGAGAAAACAGCUUCCCAACCCUUGCUUGAGGAAGUCCUAUAGGCACAUCAGUGAUCUGUUGUUAAUAAAUGAUUAACAGCAUGUUUGGUGUUAGAGAAAGGCUGGUCAAUGACCCUACUCUUCCCCGGGAGCCCUUGGAAAUAGUUGGCCAUAUGUAUUGUUUGGGGCUACCAUCUUUUAAAUUAGGGCACAGUGACGUUUGCCUUUAAGUGUGUGAUGAGCAAUUUAAUCAGCUCUGUUGUUGCCAAGACAGUUGUGGAUUGUGUACAUAAGUGGUAAACUGUGUUCACAUAAGACUAUUUAAACAUCACAUAAUUCCCCCUCAUGGGCAGACAUAUGUGAGUAGAUUAGCUUGGUUUCCAGCAUGUGAGUUCAUGUAAAAAAUUAAACAUAACCAUCAGCUAUUUCCAACACACCCUUCAAACUGUUAUGCAAGUGCUCCAAAAUGCCAGCAACAUUUUACUUCCAGAAAGGCUAUUGUUAUCACGGCCGUAUGCACAGACACUUCUGAGGUUCAAUAAUAUAUUUUUACACAAAAGUGGAAGGUUGAUAGCCUGACACCACUCUCCACUGCAUGCUUUCCAGUUUGCCUUCUUCCCUUAUGCAGUCUUCAGACACUACCUUAAAGCAUGUUUAUGUUUUCAUCAUUUCAGGGUCCGUGUUGGUGUUUUUGGUAUGGGAUGAAAUCCUUCCUUUGCUACACAGACAACGGUAAAAUGGUAAAGCAAGGUGAUGUUCAAAAGAUUCUGUUAAAAAUGGAUGUGAAGAGACUGGACAUUAGAAUCACUUUGGCAACUUUCACAUGAUUCUUUGGGGAGUAUCAUUACAGGACUCUACAACACAGUAUUUAUCUGACUUGUCAAAAGCAGAGCCAUGUAUUUCAAAACUGGAAGAAUUUGUUAAUGUAAUGUUGUUGUUUUUUUGAAAAAAUGUCGUCUGCAUCAAAAUAGUUAUAAGAAAAAUAGAGAACACUUCUGGUAACCGGAUGCCUGCUUCACUUCUACUUGUGUAAUUUAGGCAAGCUUCUUUUACAAAAAUUCACCUCACUUGAACCUGCCUCAAGUGACUUACCCUGCACCUUUUAUUAUCCAGCCUCCAUUCCAAUUCAAGCCUGCAUCUACAGCCACAGAAGCGCACUUUAAGGGAAGGAGGGGGAAAACAGUAUCCAAAACUUGACACACUUUCAAUAUUAAGGCAAGGUAAGUAUGAAAAAGGGAGAGGUGGACACAGUACAAAAUGUUUUACUAAGGCUCAUGUCAAGUAGUUGUGGAUCUGUAACAGGGAAACUCCUCUGUAUGCCAGACAAAUAAUUUAAGUUGCUACAAUUUUAAGAUGUCUGUUAGGAAGCAAGCAAUGCUAACCCUAGCCAACAUUCACUGAUACCUGUUUACAAAAGCCAUUUAGAGCACCAUACAUUUAAGGCAUCUCGUGUGCCACGGUAACAGAAUUAAUUGUUCUAAUGGCACAGACUCAGCAGGCAAGGACCAAAAACACAGAAAGCAGGCCGAGGACAGAAAGUUUACGUCUCUUGGUGAUCUCUUUAUAUUUCCAUUUUUUAAGAAUGAAGUUAUUUGGAAAUUAAUGUAGUGCAUCUCUGAUGCUAUGCAUCACAAAAGACAUCCAGACAUUUUUAUCAGUUAAUUGGUUUCACAAAUGUAGCCAGGAUUUUGCGCUUCAGUAAAAACCUUUAAUGAGGAAUUUGCAUAAAAUUCUGGAACGGAACUGAAGGUAGCGAACACUAGGUUUUUGAUUAGCAACACAAAUCUGCUAUAUUAAUUCACAUCCAACGUUUUUAAAAAAAUCAUUUCAGCAGCCAACUUUUGCUGUAUGCUGCUGUUUUGCCUACAAUCAAGAUCCAUGUUUCCCCUUACCCAUGACAGCCUUUCCCCACCAUCCAGUUCUUAAGUCGAUGCUCACAUUUAGGAAUCUUGAAGGACUUAUGUCAAUAAACAAUAUAGUUCUGACCUAUUCCCAGCUCACAGAAGCAUGCUCUAAAAAUCCCACUCAUCUGAAAUGACAGCUGUGAGGAAUACCCUUUUAAAAAAUUAAGUCUAACAAUGUUUGGUGGGAGGGACUGUUAUUCUGGAGGGUCCACUUAUAUGUUGAAAUGAGCUGUUAGCUGAUCUCUAAUCUCAAACGAAAGCUUUGUGAUGAUGUAAGGUGAAGCCUUAGGAAGUAUGGUGGAGUUCUUGUCAAACCUUUACAGAUUUGGUAUUUAUCAGUUUUUCCUGUAAAGUAUUAAACCUCCCUGUUCUGCAAGAACUUGUGAAACUGACACUGUUUGACAGCUGUGCUGUAGAAACAAACUGUGGAAAUAAGGUACCAAGUUGCCUCUAUGGCAAAAGAAAUACAAAAGAUCUCUGUGUCUUCAGUUCUAAGCCCUACAUUAGUUGGCUCAGAACCUGUGACCCUGAAUCUCAGUCCACUGAACUCAUUUGAGUUACACAACCGUAUUGAAUGGAAUUUGGGCACCAUGGAAAUGCUGCCUGGAAAAUAACUGGAGCCUAAUUAAGUAGCUGCUACUUAAGGACAAAAUGUUGACAUCUUUUUGAAAUUUUAGGAAAUGGGUAUAUUUUCUUCACAAUAAAAGAAAAGCCUUUUAUUCUUUC